AUGGUUUCCAUUUGGAGGUCUAUCGCCGCUGCAUUGUUUUCUAUUGGUUUAAUCUCUUCCAUCUUCUUCCUCGCUGUUACCGCUGAAUCCUCCAACAAUUCUCAGGUUAGAUGCAGCAAAUCAUGUGUUGCAGAGAACUGCAAUACAAUCGGGAUUAGGUACGGGAAGUAUUGUGGAGUAGGAUGGACCGGAUGUCCUGGAGAGAAACCUUGCGAUGAUCUGGAUGCUUGUUGCAAGAUUCAUGAUGAAUGCGUUGAGAACAAAGGUUUAACCGAUGUUAAAUGCCACGAGAAGUUCAAGAAGUGCAUAAAGAAAGUUCAGAAGUCUGGGAAGGUUGGUUUUUCUAAAGACUGCCCCUAUGACACAGCUGUUCCUACAAUGGUGCAGGGUAUGGACUUGGCCAUCAUGUUUAGUCAAUUCGGCAACUCAAAGUUGGAACUUUGA
Molecule: messenger RNA, 444 nt
Organism: Oldenlandia corymbosa var. corymbosa
Lineage: Eukaryota; Viridiplantae; Streptophyta; Magnoliopsida; Gentianales; Rubiaceae
Source: the annotation of a GenBank genome assembly